Microbotryum saponariae is the source of this 1477-nucleotide messenger RNA. The record is from the annotation of a GenBank genome assembly. Lineage: Eukaryota; Fungi; Basidiomycota; Microbotryomycetes; Microbotryales; Microbotryaceae.
AUGGGCCUCUUUGCGAAAAAGAAGAAGGAACUGAUCGCCGAAGUCAACCCGAGCGGCUUCAACGGCGCCAACGCAGGCUACAGCAACGCCCCAUCUCGUGGCGGCGGCGGUGGACCGUCCUCGUCGUCGUACCCAGGUUCGAUCGCCCCCUCAGAGUACUCGACCGCCGCACCUUCGUACCGAACUCAAGGUGCGGGGGGUUCGUACGUCCCUCCUUCGCAAGGUGGCGCAGGCUACGGUGCCCACCAAUCCCACUACUCUCGACCCCAACCCGGAAGCGGUGGGCCCCCGCCACAAGGUGGGGCCGCGUACGGUCCCGGUGCAGGUGGUUCAGGUCUGUCCCAAGCUGGUGGACCUGCUCAAGGCGUCUCUUCGUUCCGGGAUCGAUUCGCGAAAAAGAAUCCGGGACGGGGUGAGGCCAGCCCCGAAGCGAGGAACGAAUUGCUCGCUGGAGCACCGCCCCCGCAGCAGCAGCAGCAGCCCAACUCGUCCCGACCGUACGGCGGAGGAGCGCAUGGCGCCGACGGCCGGGAAGACGAUCAGCCUUUGGACGAGGACGAGGGGGUCGAAGGUAUCAAGCAGCAGAUGCGCUUCGUCAAGCAGGAGAGUCUGGCCAGUUCAAGGAACGCGGUCAGGAUCGCCAGGGAAGCCGAGGAGACCGCCAGGGCGACGUUGGAUAAGCUCGGCGAUCAAUCCGGUCAGUUUUGCAUGCCCGGAUACUCGGAUACGAGCUGCACCUAGCUGACCCACUCUGAUCGCGUCGCACAGACCGCAUCGCCAACACGGAGCGACAUCUCGAUCUCGCAAAGGCCCACAACGACCGAGCCCAGGACGAGACCAAAGAGUUGAUGGCCCUCAACCGCUCCAUCUUCCGCCCCAACAGUGAGUUCUGCCACUAGAGCUCCUUUUCGUACAUACUCUGAUCUGAAACCUGUCCUCUCCUCGACAGUCACGUUCAACAAGCAAGCCAAACGAGACAAGGACGAGGCGCGCAUCAUCGCUCGCCACAACGCCGAAAAGGACGAACGCGAACUCGUUCGUCGCGAGCAGUACGAAUCGCGCCAACGCAUCGACCAAACGUACCACAGCAUGGACCGCAACGCCGACGAUGCCGCGCGUGCUCGGCAACGCGCCAAGGCUAGAGGCGCAGAACGGGGUCGGUACCAGUUCGAAGCGACGGCGAGUGAUGACGAGGUCGAGGAUGAGAUCGACGGUAACCUCGAUGAGCUGUCCGGGCUUGCGGGGAGGUUGAAGAUGCUGGCUACGACUGCUGUGAGUUGUACCUACCGGGUCGCAACAGAUCCCACGAAGAGGAGCCACGGACUAAUACUAUUCUUGUCUAAAUUGGCACGCACCCGUUCUGCAGGGACAAGAAGUCGACGCACAAAACACCAAACUCUCCAAACUCGGCAACAAGGUCGAUGUACUCGACACGAACGUCGUACGCAGCACCCAGCGACUCGCUAGGGUCAAGUAG